This is a messenger RNA of Lepus europaeus (European hare), 678 nucleotides long. RefSeq names its product keratin-associated protein 4-12-like. The record is from RefSeq and is a predicted model, not a curated record. Gene Ontology annotation, cellular component: keratin filament. The transcript has a single exon. The coding region runs from base 1 to 678 and encodes 225 amino acids. NCBI's taxonomy places the organism in Eukaryota, Metazoa, Chordata, Mammalia, Lagomorpha, Leporidae.
AUGGUCAGCUCCUGUUGUGGCUCCGUCUGCUCUGAGCAGAGCUGCUGCCAGCCCAGCUGCCUUCAGACCACCUGCUGCAGGACCACCUGCUGCCGCCCCAGCUGCUGUGUGUCCAGCUGCUGCCGGCCCCAGUGCUGCCGCCCUUCCUGCUGCAUCUCCAGCUGCUGCAGGCCCCAGUGCUGCCAGUCUGUGUGCUGCCAGCGCACCUGCUGCCGCCCCAGCUGCUGCCAGCCCACCUGCUGCAGGCCCACCUGCUGCAGGCCCACCUGCUGCAUUUCCAGCUGCUGCAGGCCCCAGUGCUGCCAGCCCUCCUGUUGCCGCCCCACCUGCUGCAUCUCCAGCUGCUGCCGCCCCUCCUGCAGUAGUUCCAGCUGCUGUGGCUCCAGCUGCUGCCGGCCCCAGUGCUGCCGCCCUUCCUGCUGCAUCUCCAGCUGCUGCAGGCCCCAGUGCUGCCAGCCCACCUGCUGCCGCCCCACCUGCUGCAUCUCCAGCUGCUGCCGCCCCUCCUGCAGUAGUUCCAGCUGCUGUGGCUCCAGCUGCUGCCGCCCCAGCUGCUGCCCUGGCUGCUGCUUCCGCCCAGUCUGUGGCCAAGUCUCCUGCCACACCAGUUGCUAUCGCCCAACCUGUGUCAUCUCCACCUGCCCCCGCCCCAUGUGCUGUGCCGUCCCUUGCUGCUAA